Wallemia mellicola CBS 633.66 is the source of this 1191-nucleotide messenger RNA. Its product is annotated as DUF1692-domain-containing protein. Gene Ontology annotation, cellular component: endoplasmic reticulum membrane; Golgi membrane; endoplasmic reticulum. The record is from RefSeq and is a predicted model, not a curated record. Gene Ontology annotation, biological process: retrograde vesicle-mediated transport, Golgi to endoplasmic reticulum; endoplasmic reticulum to Golgi vesicle-mediated transport. Lineage: Eukaryota; Fungi; Basidiomycota; Wallemiomycetes; Wallemiales; Wallemiaceae. The transcript has 3 exons. Bases 1 to 1191 code for a protein of 396 amino acids.
AUGUCGUCUGUAAUGUCGAUGCCACCUUUGAGGGAGUUUGACGCUUUUCCAAAGACUCAAGCGAGUUACAAAAUAAGGUCAAAACAGGGUGGAAUCGCAACCGUUAUAGUCAUAUUUGCUUUAGUUUUAUUAGUAUUUCAUGAAAUUGGUGACUGGUUAUACGGCCACAAUGAAUAUCAAUUCAGUGUUGACACGACGACGGAGACAGAAAUGCAGUUAAACGUUGAUUUGACGGUAGCAAUGCCAUGUCAUUACCUCAAUGUUGAUAUCAGAGACGCUGUCGGCGAUAGACUCAAAUUGAGUGACAGCAUACAAAAAGAUGGCACAACGUUUGAACCAGAGAAGUAUCGCCAAAUUGGCUCAGCCAAACAGAGUACUUUGAGCAGGAUUGUUAAGGAUAGCAAGAAGGGUAGAAAAUGGUUUAGACCGACGAGUACCCGUAACCGCUUCCCAAAGACGAAGAAGUUGAUAAAGGAUGGUCCAGCUUGUAGAAUAUACGGCAGUGUAGAGACUAAGAAAGUCAAUGGAAAUAUGCACAUCACGACCCUUGGACAUGGAUAUAGUAGCUUGGAACAUACAGACCACAAGCUUAUGAACCUUUCGCACACGAUUGACGAAUUCUCAUUUGGUCAGCACUUCCCAUACAUUUCUCAACCACUCGAUAAGAGCGUUGAGAUAACAGACAAUCAUUUCCCAGUAUACCAAUACUUUAUGCACGUAGUACCAACAACAUAUGUUGAUGCAUCUGGACACUCGCUCUCUACGAAUCAGUACUCCGCUAGAGAGGAUAUUAAGUUUAUUCACAAUCAUCAGAGAGGUAUACCAGGUUUAUUCUUUAGAUAUGAACUUGAACCAAUCCAUUUGAGUUUAAGCGCAACUACGAUGUCAUUCACGAAGCUACUCAUAAGACUGACAGCGUUAAUUGGUGGAGUUUGGUGUUGUUCUGGAUUCGCUGUUCGUACAUUAGACAAGAUUCUUCCAAAACGCUUAAAACCACAUCCAAACAAACACGGGGAUAUGCACAUUCCAAUAACUUCACCAAAUGUUAACAUGCCUUCACCAAAGUUAUCACCUAACUUGUUUGGUGCGGCAAGCCUUCUUUCCACAUCACCACCACCACCUUACACAGUCAACAAUGGUAUGCUUUCACCGGGUGUAGCUAAUAGCAAUCAAGGACCAUUUAGGUUCUAA